AUGGCAGACGGCCAGAACGACCUUGAAACAGCACAAGGGGCUGUGUUGGUGAAAUCCUGCGAAGUACCGGCCAACAGCCUACCAAUAAAAGGCUAUGACUUCAACGAUGGCGUGGAUUUUGACGGGCUCAUGCGAAGCUAUCUGACCACCGGAUUCCAGGCAUCACAUAUGGCGCGUGCAAUUGAGCAAAUCAAUGACAUGCUGAAGAAACGGGAAGACCUCUCUGAGCUCGAGGAUCCGGCAGAAUGCUUCCCCUACCCGGCCGGCAGGCGGAAGACGGGCUGCACGAUAUUCCUCGGCUACACCAGUAAUUUGGUCAGCUCCGGGCUGCGGGAGAUACUCCGAUUCCUGGCCCAACACAAUCUUAUCGACUGUAUUGUGACAAGUGCGGGCGGUGUUGAAGAAGACUUGAUAAAAUGUCUUAAAAGCUCUUACCUCGGCCAUUUCAAGAUGGACGGCAAGGAAUUACGAUCAAAAGGCCUAAAUCGCGCCGGAAAUGUGUUGAUCCCUAAUGACAACUACUGUGCGUUCGAGGAUUGGCUGAAUCCGAUCCUCGACAAAUGUAUGGAAGAGCAAAUGAACGAUCAGAUCAACUGGACGCCAAGCAAAUUAAUUCACCGAUUGGGCAAAGAAAUCAACAACGAGGAGUCGAUACUCUACUGGGCCGCCCACCACUCGAUUCCCGUUUUUUGUCCCGCGCUGACAGACGGUUCCCUCGGUGAUAUGCUGUAUUUCCAUUCUGUCCGAAACGCGCCUGGGCUACGCUUGGAUAUUGUUGAGGAUGUACGCCAUAUUAAUACGAUGGCCGUGAAGAGCGUCAAAACGGGCGUGCUGAUCCUGGGCGGUGGUGUUGUUAAGCACCACAUCAACAACGCGAAUCUGAUGCGAAAUGGCAGCGACUACACCGUCUAUAUCAACACUGGCCAGGAAUUCGACGGGUCCGACUCUGGUGCAAGCCCGGAUGAAGCUGUGAGCUGGGGAAAGAUCAAGCCUCUGGCCUCUGCCGUCAAAGUCUACGCCGAAGCGACGCUCGUCUUCCCCCUAAUCGUCGCCCAAACCUUUGCAAAGGUUGUCGAGAAGCGCAAGCAGCAGCUG
Molecule: messenger RNA, 1095 nt
Organism: Mesorhabditis spiculigera
Lineage: Eukaryota; Metazoa; Nematoda; Chromadorea; Rhabditida; Rhabditidae
Source: the annotation of a GenBank genome assembly